Messenger RNA from Aricia agestis (brown argus), 969 nucleotides. Its product is annotated as GPI-anchored wall transfer protein 1-like. The coding region runs from base 13 to 969 and encodes 318 amino acids. NCBI's taxonomy places the organism in Eukaryota, Metazoa, Arthropoda, Insecta, Lepidoptera, Lycaenidae. Gene Ontology annotation, cellular component: membrane; endoplasmic reticulum. Gene Ontology annotation, molecular function: glucosaminyl-phosphatidylinositol O-acyltransferase activity. The transcript has 2 exons. The record is from RefSeq and is a predicted model, not a curated record. Gene Ontology annotation, biological process: GPI anchor biosynthetic process; protein localization to plasma membrane.
GUGUAACGAUGAAUGCCACAGAAUACAAAAAGUUUCAUGAAUCUUUCAUGCAAAACAAUAAUGGCUCGACUGCAAUGCACACAUUUCUGUGCAUAUUUUUUACGUUUGAUGGACACUGGAGUUGGACUGUUCGUUCUUAUGAGUGGACUUGUGCAUAAAAAUUCGUAUGAUAACUAUUUAGAAAUAUUCAAGCAUAAUUUUAAAUUUGUAUCAAUACUUUUAAUACUUGGUAUCAUUAGAUAUGUUUCUAUUAAACAAUUGGAUUACCACGAACAUGUAUCUGAGUAUGGAGUACAUUGGAAUUUUUUCUUUACACUUGCUUUAUGCAAGUUUUUUUCUACUUUAUUAUUACUAGUAUUUCAAAAUUCUUUAUACUUAUGUAUUUUUGUCAUCAUAAUUCAUGAAUAUUUGCUUUAUAUAGGACUACAAGAUUGGGUAUUUAGUGAUACAAAGAGAAUUAACAUAAUUGAUGCCAAUAGAGAAGGAAUCUCUUCAUGUCUUGGAUACAUAUCCCUGUACCUAUUUGCUGUUCAUUUAAAAACGGAAAUCAAUAAGAAGGAGAUUUCCAAACUUUUAAUCUUAAGAAAAAUUUUGUUGUACCCAAUAUUCCUUAUUGGAGGUUCAUAUUUAUUUCAUUUUUUUAGACCAACAUCCAGAACUUUAGCUAAUGCUGGCUACUGCUUCUAUUUAUCUACUUUAUUAACAAGUAUUUUGUCAAUAAUGUAUUGCAUUGAAAUAAUUAGUAGCAAUAGUAAAAGUGCAAUCUUUCAAGUGCCUAAAAUUCUUAAAGAUAUAAACCACAAUGGAUUGAUAUAUUUUUUAAUAAGUAACUUAACUACAGGAUUAGUCAAUAUGUUGUUUCAAACUUUACUCAUGUCUUCUUUAUCAACCUUUAUAAUUUUAAAUGUUUAUAUGACUUUUAAUAUAGUUGUAAUAAGUUAUUUAAGGAGAAAAAAAAUUAAACUUUAA